This is a messenger RNA of Dovyalis caffra, 267 nucleotides long. NCBI's taxonomy places the organism in Eukaryota, Viridiplantae, Streptophyta, Magnoliopsida, Malpighiales, Salicaceae. The record is from the annotation of a GenBank genome assembly.
AUGCCAUUUCUUUAUUUAAGAGUUCGAAAUACUGGCACAUCUUAUCUUCCUAGCAGAGAAACUAAAGAAGCAGAAGGGAUAUUACAUGGAGCCAAUUCUGGCAGCCAAGAGAUUCUUGAGGUCCAUGUUUUUUCUGCUGCUACACGUUGCUGUAUUGAAGUUAGGAAAAUAUGUGCUGUUCUGUGCUCUGAGUGCAAAGGUGGUGGAGUGAAUUCUGUUAAUCUUUUCAAUGGUCGAUUUAAAGCUGGUGAUUCACUUUGGCUUUGA